AUGCGCUGGAGAUUCAUUGCAACUGAGGAGCAGCAAAGUCCAGUCGGAGCCCGAAUACACGAUAAUGUCCGGGCCGAUAGCCUAGGUUCAUCACCUUCUUCUGGACUGAUUUGGAUGCCACAAUUACCCAAACUAGCAACCGGAAUUGAGAUUUCUUCAGGGUACUUUGAUGCACAAAACGAACUAUGGGCUGAAGAUCGUUUCAUUGAUAAUUUCGAGCCGGUGUCUGUUGCCCACGGUUGCAGCUCGCCAGCCGUAAAGAUGAGGUUGAAAAUGCACCCGAACCAGGCGAUCGCAGCAGAUAUAUAA
Molecule: messenger RNA, 309 nt
Organism: Protopolystoma xenopodis
Lineage: Eukaryota; Metazoa; Platyhelminthes; Monogenea; Polystomatidea; Polystomatidae
Source: the annotation of a GenBank genome assembly